AUGAUCAAAUUGAAACUGACAUCAAAACAACAACAAAACCAAACCAAAAGCAUAACAGCAAAUACAGCAGCAAAACCAACAGCAACAAAAGCAGCAGCAUCAGAAACAAUAGCUAAUAAAACCAACACAGCACAAAUAUCAACAAAUAGCACAUCAACCAAACUAAUCAUCAGCAAACCAAGCCAACAAACCAAAACCAACACCAAAUUGAACAACCUAAAACUCCAUCCAAAACCACCAUCAAUUCAUAGCACCAGUUAA
Messenger RNA from Hansenula ciferrii, 261 nucleotides. RefSeq lists its product as uncharacterized. The transcript has a single exon. The record is from RefSeq and is a predicted model, not a curated record. Lineage: Eukaryota; Fungi; Ascomycota; Saccharomycetes; Phaffomycetales; Wickerhamomycetaceae. The coding region runs from base 1 to 261 and encodes 86 amino acids.